AGGCACACAGUGCCGGAGAAGAUGCCCUUCUGGGCCCUCUUGACGGUUACCUCCUGCCUCCUCCUGGCCCCCCAAAAUCUGGCACAAGUCACCAGCCCAGAUGCCUCCUCGCUGGCCUCGCACUCAAAGCCCCUGAAAUGUUUCUCUCGAACAUUUGAGGACCUCACUUGCUCCUGGGUUGAGGAAGAGGCAACGCCCACUGGAACAUACCAGCUGCUGUAUGCCUACUCAGGGGAGAAGCCCCGUGCCUGCCCCCUGACUUCCCAGAGUGUGCUCCCCUUUGGAACCCGAUACGAGUGCAAGUUUCCAGCCCAGGAUGAAGUUCGCCUCUUCUUUCCACUGCACCUCUGGGUGAAGAAUGUGUUUCUGAACAAGACUCUGACCCAGCAGGUGCUCUUUGUGGACAGUGUAGGAGAGCCAGCUCCCCCCAGUAUCAUCAAGGCCAUGGGCGGGAGCCAGCCAGGGGAACUUCAGAUCAGCUGGAAGGCCCCCGCUCCUGAAAUCAGUGACUUUCUGAGGUACGAACUCCGCUAUGGCCCCAAGGAUCCCAGGAACUCCACUGGUCCCACAGUCAUGCAGCUGCUGCCCACAGAUACCUGCUGCCCAGCUCUGCGGAGGCCAAAUCCAGCCCCAGCUCUGGACCCGCCACCAUGUGCUCAGCCCAUGAUGCCCCCACAGGAUGGACCAGAGCAGACCUCCCCAACUAGAGAAGCUCCAUCUCUGAUAGUGACGGGUGGAAGCUGCCUCAUCUCCGGGCUCCAGCCUGGUAACUCCUACUGGCUCCAGCUGCGUAGCCAACCUGAUGGGGUUUCCCUCCUUGGCUCCUGGGGAUCCUGGUCCCUCCCUGUGACUGUGGACUUGCCUGGAGAUGCAGUGGAAAUCGGACUACAAUGCUUUACCUUGGACUUGAAGAAUGUUACCUGUCAGUGGCAACAACAAGACAAUGCUAGCUCCCAAGGCUUCUUCUACCACAGCAGAGCACGGUGCUGCCCCAGAGACAGGGAGCCCAUCUGGGAGAAGUGUGAAGAGGAGGAGAAAGAUCGAGGAUUAAAGCCCUCCCAGUUCGCCAGCUGCCACUUCAAGUCACGAAAUGACAGUGUUAUCCACACCCUUGUGAAGGUGACCACAGCCCAGGGUGCUGUUCACAGCUACCUGGGCUCCCCUUUCUGGAUCCACCAGGCUGUGCUCAUCCCCACUCCAAACUUUCACUGGAGGGAGGUCUCCAGCGGGCAGCUGGAACUGGAGUGGCAGCACCCGUCAUCCUGGGGAGCCCAAGAGACUUGCUAUCAGCUCCGAUACACAGGAGAAAGCCAUCAGGACUGGAAGGUGCUGGAGCCGCCUCUCGGGGCCCAGGGAGGGACCUUGGAGCUGCGCCCGCGCUCUCGCUACCGUUUACAGCUGCGCGCCAGGCUCCACGGCCCCACCUUCCAAGGUCCAUGGAGCGCCUGGUCCGACCCAGUGAGAGUGGAAACCGCCUCCGAGACCGCCUGGAUCUCCUUGGUGACGGCUCUGCUUCUGGUGCUGGCCCUCAGCGCCCUCCUGGGCCUGCUGCUGCUGAGGUGGCAGUUUCCUGCUCACUACAGGAGCAUGAGGCAUGCCGUGUGGCCCUCACUUCCAGACCUGCACCGGGUCCUAGGCCAGUACCUUAGGGAUAUUGCAGCCCUGAGUCCGCCCAAGGCUCCAGUCUCAGAUGCCUAUGAGGAAGUGGAACCCAGCCUCCUUGAAGUUAUACCUAAGUCCUCAGAGAAGGCUCCCUUGCCACUAUGUUCCUCCCAGACCCAGAUAGACUACCGAGGAUUGCAGCCUUCUUGCCUGGGGACCAUGUCCCUGUCUGUGUGCCCACCCAUGACUGAGUCCGGGUCCUACUGCACCACUCACAUCGCCAACCAUUCCUACUUGCCACUAAGCUGUUGGCAGGUCCCUCGCUCCCAGUACCCUGGACAGAUCCAAACCCUCUAGCCCUCUCUUCCCAACCUCCCUCCCACCCCACCCCACAACACAAACAUCUCAGAGCUCACUUGCAUCCCCCUCUGUCUGCCCUCGUGGUUGUGAUUCACCACACUGAUCUUUCAAUACUGCUGCUGACAUAAAUCCAGGAUCCUCCAGGCAAGGCUCAUUUGACUAAGCUCCUCUAACUUCCACCUUCUUCCUCUCUCCUUUUUAAUGCCAAGCUCCUCAAGAGGUCUGCACUUCCCCACUUCCCAUUUGCAUUUCAGACUACUUCAAUCUGUGCCCCUGCUACCACUUUGCUAAUGAAACUACUCAGGCAAGUUUGCCUCAAACUUUCUAAUUGCAAGAUCCAAUAGGAUCUUGUUAAUCCUCAAUUUUUUUUAUCUCUCUGUGGCAUUUGUCAUGUUGACUACUUAUUUCUCCUUUAAAUUCUCUCCUCUCUUAACUUUCAUAACAUCACCAUCUCUCCUGGCUCUGCUCCUGCAUCUCUGAGCCUAUUUACUAGAAGUUAAGAGCAUAAAUUCUGGAAUCAGAGCUGGGUUCGAAUCCUGUCUUUCCCACUUGCUAGCUGUGCAACCUUGGGCAAAGAACUUAAAGUCUUUGAGUCUUAAUUUUCUCAUCUAUAAAUCAGGGAUAAUAACAGAACCCCAUAGAGUUGUGAAGAGGAGUAAGUGAGAUAAUCUAAAGCACAGUGCCUAGGACAUAGUAAGUGUUUGAUAUAUCUAAACUAUCAUAAUUACUCUUUCCUAAUCUCUUAUCCUGGCAUCUCUUCCACUCCUUAAUUUUUGCAGUCCCCCAUGACUCCAUUCUUAACCCAGUCUCCAAUCUGUCCAUUGUCAUUGCUUUUCCUAUAUGUGACCGCUCUAAAGUUCUCAUCUCCAGCCCAGACUUCUACUAAAUCACUUGUGAUGCUUUAUGCAAGUAACUGUGUAUACAUCUGUCUCCCGCUACUAGGUUGUGAGCUCCUUGAGGGCAAGGGCUAUGACUUAAUGGUCUUUUCCCCCCAGCACCUAGAGUAGUGCUUAAUGCAUGGUAGUAGGCCUCCAAUAAAUGUUUUCUAAAUGAAGGAAAUCUUUCUGUACAAUGCCACCUUAACCCCAUGCCAACCUCCCUCAUCCUUUAAGCCGUUCAUAUGCAGUGGUAAAUGUGCUUAGGUCAUUUUGGUUACGGAUUCCGCUGACCCAUUCAAAUUCUCAAACAAAUGGUAUUUUUUGCUGGCUCCAAACAUACCCACUGUGUCCAUCAGGGUCUUGGCAGAAAUAGAUGGCACACUCAAACUGGGUAUCUUGGGAGAGUUUAAUAAAGGGCAUAUUCAUAAAGAUAGGCAGGAUUUAAGAAAACCAUCAACAGUGCAGUACCCCAGGGCUAACAACAGUUGAGAGCUGGUACCAUCCCAGAGCAUCUAGAGGAUAAGGAGAGAGAGUGAUUACUAGAUAUGGAGAGAAUAGCUGUAAGAGAGGGCUGCCUGGCAGGAGCUGUAGCCUCCAGUAGAGAGAUACAGCCAACUUGUGGGGAUAUGGCAGGGAGGGAGCCGGGGGAAUAAAUA
Messenger RNA from Equus quagga, 3496 nucleotides. RefSeq names its product MPL proto-oncogene, thrombopoietin receptor (gene MPL). Gene Ontology annotation, molecular function: cytokine receptor activity; protein binding. Bases 22 to 1959 code for a protein of 645 amino acids. The transcript is spliced from 12 exons. Gene Ontology annotation, biological process: hemopoiesis; cytokine-mediated signaling pathway; positive regulation of cell population proliferation. The record is from RefSeq and is a predicted model, not a curated record. Gene Ontology annotation, cellular component: external side of plasma membrane; membrane. NCBI's taxonomy places the organism in Eukaryota, Metazoa, Chordata, Mammalia, Perissodactyla, Equidae.